This is a messenger RNA of Ostreobium quekettii, 1173 nucleotides long. The record is from the annotation of a GenBank genome assembly. Lineage: Eukaryota; Viridiplantae; Chlorophyta; Ulvophyceae; Bryopsidales; Ostreobiaceae.
AUGGAGGAAAUCUGUGACAUUCAGCGUCUGCAAGAUCAACUUGUCCAUGAGAACGUUCAGCUCAGGCGGCUAGCAACGGAAAAAGGCGAAGGCACACAUGGCAUGGGACGCCACAAGAAGGCCGAUCUUGGCGAUGGAGCGAUUGGCAGUCAUGAUGUUGUCAAAGCGCCCCAGCCCCUCAGCUCUGCAUCAAGUGCAGAAUGGAUAAAUGCUGCUCGCAAAGAAUGGAGGUCCAGGGUGCAAAACCUGCAUAACUCAGUGGGUGCUACACAUGAUGGUGAGGGGCUUGAGCAGUCUCCUGGCUUGUCCUGUGUCAACGUGUACAACAUGCAGACCACACAGGAGCAUGGAAGCCUUGAAGACUCUCCUUGCUCUCCUGAUGGCCACACGAGAGCAGACAACAGAGAGAGGAGAAACAGUUCCUCGAAACACUGCCCAGUUGAUUCAUCGCGAGAGCCGGCCACGAGCAUUGUGAGGCAUACAAUGAGCCCCGCAAGUGGAGCAGAGACAGCUGUGGUGCUGUGCAGUGACAGCUUGGCACACGAGGAGGUUGGGGAGUCCACACAGUUGGGCAUGCGCGUGGAACAUCUCAUUAACCACCAUCCAGAAGUUGGGUUAUUCCCCUCACAGUCUUGGAGGCAAACUCACAUCCCAGAUUCGGAAGAUGUAGAGCAAUGCCAAUUGGAUGCUCUGCAUACUCAGCAACCAGGGAAGGCGUGCCGGCAAAAUGGAGCUCAUGAGGACUGCUCCUACUCCACUUUGCCUGCUAAUGUGCUGUGGAGGAAAGUUCCAACAGUAUCACCAACUCAGCUGUCUCCAACUUUCUGGCCAAGGGUGGAAAGAUCCCGAUGGCGUGUGCAAAUGCCUGUCCCAGAGGGAAGAUAUCAAGGAGGCGUGGAGAGUCCCAAUGAAAGCAAGGCUGCUGAUUUGUCUGCGGAUACAGAUGAGACAAGGUCAUCGGGGUCUUGGCAGUGCGAUGGCUUAGAAGCAUUCAAUCGUCUCGAUGCAAUUAUCACAAAAGGCAGACAACAUGCAAGUUUGUCCAUAGGAAAGUCUCCCGCCCAGUCACUGGUGGGGCCUGAUGCCACACCAGGGAGAUGCAAGAAACUGGCUGAUCUUCACAGUCAAUAUGGAGCUCUCAAAAGCAAAACCACCUCGAGAGACUCCAGUUGA